This is a messenger RNA of Rhinocladiella mackenziei CBS 650.93, 1794 nucleotides long. RefSeq lists its product as uncharacterized. Gene Ontology annotation, molecular function: metal ion binding; nucleotide binding; hydrolase activity, acting on ester bonds. The transcript is spliced from 2 exons. The record is from RefSeq and is a predicted model, not a curated record. NCBI's taxonomy places the organism in Eukaryota, Fungi, Ascomycota, Eurotiomycetes, Chaetothyriales, Herpotrichiellaceae. Gene Ontology annotation, biological process: nucleotide catabolic process. The coding region runs from base 1 to 1794 and encodes 597 amino acids.
AUGCAUCCUUUGGUCAGAAUUCUGGUUCCAGCGGCUUGGAUUGCCAUCUCGUUUUCUUCACUAGCAUCCGCCGAGGAUGUUCUGUUCAGCAGACGGACCUUGAACAAGAGAGGUCUUGAUGAGGAUGGAAACUACAACAUCUCAUUCUUUCAUAUCAAUGAUGUUCACGCUCACUUGGACGAAUUCAGCUCCUCCGGGACCGAUUGUACACAGCCCGAGAGAGGUUGUUAUGGCGGUUAUGCACGAGUUAAACAUGUCAUCGACGAGCAGAGACCAGCAUACAACGACAGCUUGUUUUUGAACGCGGGCGACGAGUUUCAAGGAACGCUGUUCUAUUCAUUUUACGGCGGGGAGAAGAUCGCAGAGACUAUUAACCAGCUAGGUUUCGAUGCCAUGACGUUGGGAAACCAUGAAUUUGAUGGCGGCGAUGACAUGUUAGGUGCCUUUCUGGAAAACCUCACCUUUCCCAUCGUCUCGGCGAACAUCCAGUCAGAUCAUCCCGUCUUGAAUCGCACCAUUAAACCGUACCAUCUCUUCGAAGAAUAUCAAUUGGCCGUCAUUGGAGUCACGACGGAGACCACUCCUUCCAUAUCAAGUCCCGGCAAAGGGACCACCUUUAGCAGUGCCAUUGACGCGGUCCAAAACACGGUGGACCUCAUCAGGAGCACGACCAACAUCACCAGAAUUGCCGCACUCACCCACAUUGGCUACGAAGAAGACCAGAGGCUGGCCGAAGCAACCUCGGGUCUAUACCUGAUCAUGGGCGGUCACAGUCAUACCCCACUGGGUGAUUUUGAGGACGCCGAAGGGCCCUAUCCCACCAUCCGAAACAAUGCAGACGGGGAGGAGGUUUUCAUCGUUACCGCCUACCGAUGGGGCGAGUAUCUGGGUUAUAUUGAUGUGACCUACGACCCGGAAGGACGAGUUCUUGCCUAUCACGGCGGUCCUAUUCAUCUGACCAACCAAACUGAACAAGACCCGGCGCUUCAAGCCCAGGUCGAGGCUUGGCGAGGACCUUUUGAAGAGUUCGCUGCGCAGGAAGUGGGAGAAACACUGGUCGUCCUGGACCAAGAAACCUGCCAGGAGAUGGAGUGUACUCUCGGAGAUUUCAUGGCGGAUGCCAUGUUCUCUUAUCGCUUGAACGCCACGGAUGAGGUGGAUUUCGCUCUUAUUAAUGCGGGAGGCAUCCGUGCGACGAUCGAUGUGGGACCCAUUACUCGAGGGGAAAUUCUGACCUCGUUCCCCUUCGGCAACUCUAUCGUCGAACUCACUUUGAGCGGGCAGCAGGUUUGGGACGUUCUAGAGGGUAUAGUCACCGGUGUCAAUCAAAACAAUGGAGAAGAAGUCACCAGCUUCUUCCAAGUCAGCCGUGGAAUCAUUGUGGAAUACAAUCCCGAGAACGCCAACGGCACGAAACUGGUCCGAGUCACGGUGGGAGAAGAGCCCUUGGAUUUGCAAAGGGACUAUACCAUUGUCACACUGGAUUUCCUUGCUGGUGGCGGUGAUAAUUUUUUCGUCCCGACCACGGAUUUCAUCACCCUGGAUACCCAAGAUGAAGUUCUUACUCGCUAUAUCGAAGAGCAAAGUCCUGUUGACAUCUCUCUGGACGGACGUAUUGCUGUCGUCGAAGGAGCUGCCGAGGAUGCCAGUCCCAAUGCCACUGAAACAGGUUCAGCAACAGGCUCUGGAGCGACAGCAUCUGCCACUGGUGAGAGUGGAUCUUCUCGCUUUGAGGUGCCAACCCUCAGUCUGAUUCUGACCGUCUCCUUGUUGUUCCUUGUGGAAUCAUGCUAG